AUGAAGCCAUCUACCCUUCUCAACAUCAGCCUCGCCUUGUUCAGCACCGUUAAUGCCGCUCCUGUGCCUGAGGAGGGCGCAACGAGUGUCGACCAAGCUGAUCGCCCCAUUCAGUGGCUCAAGCGCGAAGACGCACCCGCUAGCGUUGAUGAUGCUACCGUUGACCGUGUCAAUCGUAUCAUCGUCUGGAAGCGGGGAGCCGAGACUCCCACCAAGGUCGAUGAUGUUUCGGUUGACCGUGUCAACCGCAUCAUCGUCUGGUAA
Messenger RNA from Clonostachys rhizophaga, 264 nucleotides. The record is from the annotation of a GenBank genome assembly. Lineage: Eukaryota; Fungi; Ascomycota; Sordariomycetes; Hypocreales; Bionectriaceae.